AUGACCUUCACCCCUCCUACGUCUGAUUACGACACCGACGACACCCACCCAGAGUCUGAUUUUGGAAGCAAUUUGGCAGUUGCCCUUCCAUCUUCACAUCUCAGAACGACGAAAAGCAUGGCACCCGCUCAGGGCACCGUGACCGAGGAUCAGCCCUCUAACACUGACGCGGAGAAGCAUAGCUCUGAUGGAAAGACUUGCGAUACUCAGAAAGAAACCGCGAACGAUAGCCCUACUUCUCCAAGCCACAUCCCUCCACCACCACAAAAAUCUCCACUCCGCCUAGCCCAGAAUCUCAAAGAAGGGCCCCAGUCCGAAAGUCCACCAGAGAAGAUCAGCAACAAGGAAAGCCCCCUGCCGCACUGCACAUUGCCUAGGGAUAAAGAAGAUUCCGCAGGCUCACGCAUUCCUCGAGGAACUGGAUUGAAACAAUCGGCCAACAUUUCUGCACAGAAAGGAACUCGUUGCACUCCCGAGCUUCGCAGUUCUAUUCCAGUCUCGGUUCAACGGCGCAGCGUGGAACAGUUGAGGGUUAACCUUCAGGGAAAGCAGAGCGAAUCGUCAAGCGGUAUACGGAUGGUUGAGAAGCCCCGUGGACCACGCCCCCGACCAGUGGCAGAGCAAGCUAGCCUUGUCACUUCCGAGUCAGCUCAAGGAGUGGAUCAGGCACAGAUCUCAACUCCUACAUCUAUAUCUUCUUCGUCCGCCAGCAGCUGGGACUUUGGUGACGAGGGAGAUGUGCCUGAGAGACCCACGAAUGUCUUUACAGGUGAAUAUCGUACUCGCAUCCUCAAUGUUCCUGGGAAUCAAGCUACAGGCCCUACUCUGAGGAUAGCUACCUCUGCCGACAACAUCAUCUUGGGAGGAACCCUUCGUGACCCUCCAAAUUACGCUGUCACUCAGAGAACGAACCCCAGCAAAGUGAGGUACUUUGACAAACUGCUUCCGAGUACGCCAAAGGUCUUCAGCAGCAGCCCCAAAGGAAACACGCCUGCGUCAGACACCAAGAAGAGCGUCGGCGGUAGCAGUAAGAAGCAGAGCACGCAAGUCGCGCGAGACUUGAGGGGAGCGACAGACAUCAGUGGCAAGGAGAUGUCAAUCUCGCGAAAGCCAGUGAGCAAGCCCAGUCUUAGCAAUCUCUUCUCACCAAGCUCAAAGAGCCCUCGGAUUGGGGAAGAACACCUUGUGCCAAAGAUACCCGACGAAUAUUGCACCGAUAUGACCAAAAACAACCUACAACCAGCGACCCCGGCAAAGAUUGCAUCUGAGCCCGAAGCUACACCAGCUAGUGCUGAAACAAAAAUUACACAGACACCUGUUACUGCUAUCAAGACUGGUACCUCUCAGUCACAUCCACCUCGGACCUCGUCAUUGCGGGCACUUUCCGAGUUCCCCAACAAUCCCGCCCAAGGCCAGUGCCACGCAUCUGCAGCCGAAGCGCCCCCCAAAGCAGCUACAAACCUGAGACGGAAUGUCACUUUCAAUGACUUCGUGUCUUUGACUUUUGAAAAGGAAAAGAUACCAGCGGAGGGCAUCAAAACCAGAAUCCCUGAGUCACGCAGCACCCACCUCCUUGGAAGCUUCCGCAACAUUUUCAAGUCUCGAAUCGGAGUUUCAGACAAAGAGGGAACCAAAAGAGAGGGCGAAGAUUCGGAAUUUACAGACGAAAACACGGCUCUUCAGAGUGGGCGACUCCGUCUUGACUCUGAGAAACGUGCAAAGCCCAAACCCAAAUACACUAGACUCUCUAGUGGGGUCAGCUGGAACAAGAGCGUCCGUAACCCUAAGUCACCGACUUCCUCCCCCAAUACUCCCACCUCAUCAGUUCCCCGUCUCCUUGCUCCCCCAAAUCGUCACCCUGAUAGCAGCGUGCCUUCUUUUGCUCGACCGACUAAAUCAACCCGUACAAAAGCCGCCUCCGGCCUGGGGGGUCCAGCAUCCACUACUACUCCUGAAGUUCGCCCUCCUCGCAGGCCUCACAUUCGAACAGCGUCGACUGGAAGUCCUCAGCGCGUGACAAGCGGACCUCGACGUGCAGCAACUAAUCUGUUGGCAUUUGCCGGUCAGAAGCGAAAUGUCCAAUCUCCCUUUUCCGAGCCCGAGAACGCUGUGUCGGUUGCAGACGAAUCGACUGACAGCCUCCCCAAGAAUGUCGACGCAGUCCGCAGUUGUCUAGACACGCUCUGCAGAAAGGUCGGCGAAGCAACCACUCCGCUUGACAGAGAAAGACACAUUCGUCUCGCGCUCAACCUACAGCAGCAACUUGCUGAUUACCAACAUAUCGAGAGGGGUGCUCUGGAAGCCGAGGACGCAGCAAAAGAGAAGCGAUCUGAGAGGAAAGCUGCGGAGGAGUGCCUCAAUACAAGCCUAGUUGAAGUUCAGGCCCAGCUUGAGGAGACUUAA
This is a messenger RNA of Aspergillus calidoustus, 2403 nucleotides long. NCBI's taxonomy places the organism in Eukaryota, Fungi, Ascomycota, Eurotiomycetes, Eurotiales, Aspergillaceae. The record is from the annotation of a GenBank genome assembly.